Molecule: messenger RNA, 7430 nt
Organism: Anopheles stephensi (Asian malaria mosquito)
Lineage: Eukaryota; Metazoa; Arthropoda; Insecta; Diptera; Culicidae
Product: frequenin-1
Exons: 7
Coding region: 440-1003 (187 amino acids)
Molecular function (GO): calcium sensitive guanylate cyclase activator activity; calcium ion binding
Source: RefSeq, a predicted model, not a curated record
AACCCGUUUCGUAUGAGUUUCACGUGAAACCAUUGGAAAUUGAAUGUUAAAUAGUUGGAGUAGUAAUUAGAUCCACCUUAUAUCUGCCGAGCAUGCGUUCGUGCGUGUUGAUGUAGGUAUAGGUUGUGUGCCUCAGAAUGUGGAUGCUAUCAAAAUAAGUGGCAGUGUAUUCUCAUCGUAAUGAGAAGAGAUUAGUGUAAGUAGUGAAACGUGAUAUCCAUUCCAGAGUGAGAAACACACGACGAGUGGAGCUCCAAAUCCCAAAAUCAGUGCUGUGUUUACGAUAAGCGAAAAAGGACUGUAAGUGCUAUAUUGUUUAGAGUACUGCUCACAUGUUUUAAGCGUGAUACGGGCAGUAUAAAUAGUUCAUCGAGUUAGCUUUACACCAGGAGAAUAUCCACAUUUACCACACUACGAAAAAGUGUAAUAGACCGAGACAAUGGGCAAAAAGAACUCCAAACUAAAACAAGAUACCAUCGAUCGUCUAACGACUGCAACCUACUUUACAGAGAAAGAAAUUCGUCAAUGGCAUAAAGGAUUUUUGAAGGACUGUCCGAACGGUCUCUUAACAGAGCAGGGUUUCAUUAAAAUAUAUAAGCAGUUCUUCCCACAAGGCGAUCCCAGUAAAUUUGCAUCUCUCGUCUUCAGAGUUUUCGAUGAAAAUAAUGAUGGUUCCAUAGAAUUUGAAGAGUUCAUCAGGGCAUUGUCUAUAACAUCACGAGGAAACCUUGACGAAAAGUUACAUUGGGCAUUCCGACUCUACGAUGUUGACAAUGAUGGUUUCAUAACACGUGAUGAAAUGUACAACAUUGUCGAUGCAAUAUACCAAAUGGUGGGACAGCAACCACAAACUGAGGAUGAUAAUACACCGCAGAAGCGAGUGGAUAAAAUCUUCGAUCAGAUGGAUAAGAAUCAUGACGAUAGGCUAACGCUGGAAGAGUUUCGCGAAGGUAGUAAAGCAGAUCCCAGGAUUGUACAGGCUUUGAGUUUAGGUGGUGAUUAACCGAACGACGCUUUGCGGGAAGAUGUACAAAUCCCGCCUCGUUCAUAUUGUUACGAUUUGAAGCAUAACAUCGAAAUUAAUCGCAGCAACGCAUUAUUUGUAUUAAUUUAAAGCUUAACUAGUUUACACAUGUUGUUUGUGUGUGUGUGUGUGAGUGUGUGUGUGUGUGUGUGGGGGGGGGGGGGGGCGAGAGGUAUUUUUAUUUCACAAUUCUUUUAAACUGCUGCUGCAGAUUUUGUAGAAAACAGGUCAUCUAUUGUAAGCCUAAACCGGACAUGGCUUCAAACAUCGCAAUGUCAAAUGUCAUUGAAAACAAUAAUGAACCUAAUAGUUAUUGGUAGUGUUUGAUAACCAGGAAAUAAUGCAGUAUUGCAGUAUCGAAGUAUGUUAAACGCGCCUACCAAUUUCAAACAUUUUCAACUCAAUUUUUUACCCAUUAUUUAACAUUACGUCCUGCUAUGUAACCUCUGGCAGCUAUAGCAUUGCUGUGUUUGCAUUUCUUACUUGCGCAAAUUAUAGUGAAAAAUCUUUUGAAACAUUUCACGCGCCACCUUAACCAUUAAAAUUUACACACUCGAUCAAACAAUCAUGCAAAACGCGAUAUAAGAAGAAAAAAAUGUGAAAACAAUCGAUAAAAAAUUAACUAGUUAUCAAUCAACCAUGACAAAUUUGCUUGCUAGGAAUGAUACAUGCUUAACCUAAUUCUGAUUGUUCGUUAAACUCGUGUUCUCCAGCUCACUUCUAGUGAAUUUAUGUAGCAAAAUCAUAUUAGAAAUCGAUAGCAAGAUAACAUUUGUAUUCUAAUCUAUUAACAUACUUUGAGAGGUGUGCAAUGCAAAGCAAAAUAGGUAUUAAAGCACUGAGUAUGUAAAGCCGAAGGCAAUCAAAUUUUGCCAUUAACGCAAAGUUAAUCCAAGUUUUCGUGGAGAGACUUUUUUCCAACUGUUCCAACCAGGCAAUCGUUUCGCUGCUCAGUAAAAAAAAGGCAAACCAAUCAGUUCAUCAGGCCAAUUUUUGCUCCGAAUCAUAGACAUUUGUACAUGUACUAGUAAACUGGUAUCGCAUCGUGUGCGAUAUUCUGCUCAAAAAUAUUGCAUCAGAAGGUUUAAGUUUGAGCAGCAACUGCAAAUUUGUUUGUGACUGAUUCUUUUCGCAAAGUUCUUAAAAACUGUUCACCUUUAUAGUAAUAGAAAUGAUACUGCAACAGAAUGGUAAUAUUACAAGAAAACGAGAGAAAGAUAAGAAAUUGAAAAAAUAUUUACAUAAUAAUGACAACUAUUUACACCAAUUCAGAUACAUGAGCAAAUAGAGAAGAAUGUUUUGCAAGUUAUUUUUAGGAUUCAUCUUCAUUUUUUGACAUGCGUAGGUAAAGUGCAAAAUUAGUCUUGAUGAUGGAAGGUUAACAACAUGCAAUCCAGUUUAAUCAGUAAAAGAUCAAAUGAACAAAAAAGUAAGAAAUGAAUCAAAUUACAAAUGUGUAAAACCUUUCGAACGAUCGUUGUUUUGCAGAUAGUUCUAGAGGAGGGCGAUCAGUGCUGCACGAACGAACGCACAUAAACAAAACACACACCACGACCUAACAUAUACACGUAACAAAUUUAUUCUGAAUGUCCCGUACUACCAUAGAAAUAUCUAACGACAACAUACUAACAUUAUUUGCCAAAGCUAAGGAUCGUAAGUUUAGAAAUGCAUUUCCGUAGGAGCAGAUCAACUAACGCUACGAGAAGACAACAAACUUUAUAACAAAUAUGGGGUAACCGCAUCGCUAGCUUGUGUUAGAGAUGGCGCACUGUAAAAAAUGGGCUUAUACUUGUUUAUACAGUUGAAGAUAUUAUGAAACAAACAACAACAAAAAACACAAAGUCAAACUGUUAUUAAUAUUUGCUACUAGCACAGAAGCGGAUCCGAUAUACUGUUAUAGAUAAUAAAAGAAGAAAGUGAAAAUAACUCAAAUAAGCACGUUUUAACAUGAAAUUGAUGAAAUGAAGCAAUCAUUGUUAAGGGGAUUCGAUUUCCACAUAAAUUGCAUUUAAGCUCAAUGAAGGCUUUUAGGGCAGGAAAUUGUGGAACGAGCCUAUUGUUUCCUUUCCACCUAGCGGCCUAUCCAGUGCAGGAGUGAGACAAAUGGAUAAUAAUAUUCUAAUCAGAGUACGGUAGUGCAUGACAAGCAAUAUAACAUAUAAUACCCCGCACAAAGCAAGAAUCAAGCUGUACAUGUAAAGUUUUUUUGUAGUAUUUUGGGCAGGCAUUUUUUUAUGCUCGCAUACGAAAAGCAAUUUAAGAAUGUUCUUGCUUCCACACGGUUGCCGACAGACAGACACACAAAAAGGCAACAAUUUUUUCAAUAACAUGUGUAUCCAAUGCAACGAUGCAUACAGCAAUAUACAAAAGCAAUCUGUUUUAGACAUAGAUAUUAGCUGCUGUUACAUCUUCAUUUAAACUGCUCUUUAAGAUAUUCUUGUUGUCUGUUUUGGAGGUAAAUUUUCAAUAAUAAUAAAACAUAAACAUUCUUUUUUGUUUCGUUUUAUAAAGCAUUUUUUUCUCUAUUCAAAUAGACUGGUUGUUUGUCGAAAGCAAAAAAAAAUGUCCGAGAAGAGUGAAGGUACAUCAAGUGUUUAUUGGAUAGAUGCUGAUUUGAUUGCAAGAAUCAUGUACCGGGCAAUGAAGAGAGACAGUGAAGCAAAUAAACACCAAAUAUCAAAGCAUACAAAAAAAUAUUCGAAGCAAGCUGAUUUUUGUUUAAACAUAACGAGCAUAGGCUACAAUUGCUUAUACUUAAAUAACAGCUUGCUCCUAUGUGUGAGUUAGCGCACCUUUGACAUUGUUAGCAAACAAAUAUGCAAAGAAAAUAAACCUGUAACUGUAACAAAGCAAACUACAGAAAUUAAAAGUAUAUGUCUUCAGGGGGAAAAACCACGUAAUCCAACCCAUCUAAUAGAGAAGCUAACACAUAUUUGAAAGAGGAAACCUAACUGAAAACUAUAGAUGCAAGCAAUGUAACUCCGGAAAACAUGCAAUCAUAACUCGAGAACUACUUCAAGCUAUACUAAAACAUUAACCUGACCAGUGGAUAAAAACAGGCACAAACUCACAAACAUGCCCUCUGUUGUACCAUACUGUAUGAACAAUGCACGGUUAAAUUAAAAAUCGAGAAUUAUAUUACCAAACUUUGUCGUACAACCAGCCCCACUGUACAGAAACUUUCGCAGCGUCCAUAGAUAAAAUUUGCAGCAAACCAGUUCGCUCAACAGUAAAUCAAAAGUUGGUAACCCCACCAGUUGAACCACAUGCGGUUAAAACAUUGCUUGAUGUGGAUGUGUGUAUUUUAAAUACUUUAACAUAAUCCGGAAUUAGGCUGUUAAUACAAUCAUUGCAAAAGCAUGCGUCCAGGUGUUGGUUGGUACGGUUUUUUGAAAUUUAAGAAGGGAAACAUAUUUUGUUUCAAUUUUAUGAAAAAAGCUAUGGAAAGUAAUUAAAAAAUAGCCAAAUACGCAUCAUGCGCCUUCAGGUUAAAAAGGUAUUUGAUCACAUUUGCAUGGGUCUCGUCAUUUGGGAAACGAUUACUUGGACGAUAUUUUAAGCAAUAAAAAGCAUAAUAAACAUGGGCUGAAUGAACAAUACGGUAAUGUUAAAGAUAGAAACAAGAAAAACAAAAUAUUGUCACCAAACCUUAAGCACACGUAUGUGCACCAUAACAUUUUACUACAUACCCAUGCCAGAAUAAGGAAGCUGCAAAGGCUAAUACAAACCAAAUUUAAACUCUGUGGAAGGUAAAUCAAGAAUGGCUUAAUAUCGAUGUUUGCCACUAAGCAUGUUAUCAGUGUAGUAUGCUUCUGGGCAGUACGCAGCUUCGUUGUCGCUUUUCUGCCAGACUAACAGCACAUACUAUUAAACAUAACCUCCCUACAUCUCAUGCUGAGUUAGAGGUGUAAAAAAACAUACACACAUACAAGAAUCUACCCCGGUUAUAACGUAAUCUAAAAAGACUGGUUUGAAUUUCAUUUGCUUUCCACUAGCACUCGUUGUGGAUCUGAAUAAGCGUCUUAAUCCAGUAACAAAACACAAAUUCUUUACAACAACAAAAAGAAGGCUCGUACAGUACAGAGUUGUGCCGAAGCAUGUACAACCGCGUGUAUGCGGACAAGUCAGUUGUUAUGUCUUAGUUUUAAUGUUCUUUCAUAGUUUCUAUUAUUUCUUGAAAACCGGAUUUCGUAUAGCAUAGAUUAAAUCGGCAUUCUGUUUAUUAAAAAAUAGUACCUACUUAAUAAAUAGCUUUAGUUCAAGGUGGAAAACCACAUCGAGAAUGCUGUUAAUUAAAACACUGAAAGAUUACAACAAUCUUAUCCUUUGUAGCCUGUCUAAUAGUUAAGUUAUGAAGAUUCAUUUUAUUUCCACAUUUGAAUGAAAAUUACAUAAACGAAAAUCGAAGGCUUGUUCAAUGCAACAAUAGCACAUUAAAGAUUUGAUUAAAUUAAUUAAAUCAAAGCUUAUUUGGUUCACUUUGCCGUUUCAUUAAGUUAUAAGAUAAUCAAGAAAUAAAAGUUAUCGUGAAAAUGAAAUGACAACCAAGUGUAGUAUUAUCGCAAGUACAUUUGGUAAGGUAGUGUGGUUGAUUUAUUUUGCUCCGUUUAUCCUAUGACACCGGAGUUCCCAGGUGUUAUGCACAUGAAAAAAUAUUCAAGUUGGAAAAGUCGUUUCAAUUUAAAUAUUGAAAUCAUUUUCAAUAUUUAAAUUUGGACCUUUUUGGCUUAAUUUUGACCUAAAAAGUUUAUUUCAACCAAUUUUUUACUCUAUUGUUUUGCAAAAUAUAUCCAUAAUUAUAGAGGUAUUUUCCUUGCUAUUUUGAUGAGUGUUUUGACUCUGUAUUACCUGAUUCCCUGUCCUUGUUGUAUAACCUAAGAAAUAUUCCGGCGCAGCAUGGUUUCAUGUCCGGUCGCUCGACGGUCAUUAAUCUUAUGGAAUUCCUUUCGACUGCCGUUGAUUGCUUUGGUUAUAACCUUCGUCUUGAUGUAACAAGUACUGGUACCCAGCCAGAUAUCUUAAAAUACAGCAGUGUCGCCGCCAACAUUGCAACCAACAUGCCCUCGGCAAAAGUGCUGACAAUGCAAUACUCCGACUGGUCGCAGUAGAUCAGUAAGCUGUUGACGACCGAAGGUGUAGAGAUUCCGCAUCAGAAGCCCGCUAACGAUGGUUAAUCGAUCGAACCACCGACGUUCUCGACUGACCGAUCGGACCAUCGAAGUUUUUUCACCGAGAAACAUGCUAACGAUGCCAAAUACAACCGACGCAACACACGCCUACGGCUGCAACAAGACGAAUCACAAAUGAAGGAGGAACGAGGAAAAAGGAAUUUAAAUGAGCUACCACGUUAUGAUUACCUUCAGCUUGUUUUCUCAUAUCGCCAGCAAUAUUUAGCAGAUAGGAUGUGAGAACGAUGGACAAAAGAAUAUUUGUCGGCCAUACCUCAGAGGAGCAAAUGGUUUGAGGAUCAAAAAGAAAUUAAAAUCGGUGAUUUUGUUUUGAUUGUCGAUGGUACAAAUAGAGCCGAGUGGGUGAGAGGUAGAGUUGUCGAAACCAUGUGUUGGAAAUUAGAACGAGUGACGUUUAGCGCCACCUAGGGAUAGGCAGUAGAAGUAGGCUAUGCGUAAUUUGGUCGCAAGCGCCAGGGGAAGGAUUGUUGGGCAUCGCUAGUAGAGCACUGCGACUGGCAGUCACUGCACAUGGAGAAAAUAUACAAGAAUGAGUUGAGAGAAAACCAGCAAUAGGCUUUGAAGUAGAAUUCUUUCGCAUCCCGAGAACUGUCUAGCUGUGAAAUCUUUAAAAGGUCCUUGGUGGGUGUUGCGAACGCGAAAACGCUAGAAAAAAGGAAGGGCAUAAUCAAACCUAAUCUUGAUUAAACAUGUUGCAUGAAACAAACAAUUCUUUCGAUAGAAUGUUCUCACGCACCGAGAAGCUUUCAGCUUAGGCAGCAAAUCAGCGCGGAUAAGGCAUAAGCAGCGCGCGACCAAUGUUUACGAUACAGUGUGGCGUACGCAACGCCUUUAGCGCGGUGCUAGAGUAUCGAGAAUGUUUACAGAACAAUGCGCGCCUCAACAUACGCAUUCAGCGCGAUUAACGUUUACAUUACCGUAUGUGACAAACGACAAGUGCGUCCAACGCGAUGAAUGUUUACCUUAUGUGAAACGCAAGUGUUCCUGAUCAAUGAACAAACAUUAUAGCAUGGGUUUGAACUGGUGGUUUGCGACCACGAUAGUGAGCUAAACUUUAGCAUAAUGCGGCGUUAGCAUAAAGGAUACGUAAACACAAGCUGGAAAGGAAACAGUUAAACAAGAAAGAAUGAUCUUUCGUCUCGUUCUAAGGUACCCCAAAAUUUGUAUAUAAGGAAUCAACUUAUUCAAUAAAAAGGACACAAUUCUUAACCGGCGAA